Molecule: messenger RNA, 1011 nt
Organism: Closterium sp. NIES-65
Lineage: Eukaryota; Viridiplantae; Streptophyta; Zygnematophyceae; Desmidiales; Closteriaceae
Source: the annotation of a GenBank genome assembly
AUGGAUGGAGAGUCAUGGAGAGGAAAAGAGGUAGUGGUGGACUCGCAUGCUGUUGGCGCUGCUGUGGUGGACUCGCAUGCUGUUGGCGCUGCUGAACCUCUUGCCACUCGCACCCAUGCGUUCCACCUCAUCCUCUUCCCCCCCCUCACCCCCUCCUCUCCCCCUCCGCCCUGCACAGGUCACCAGCAGCGCCCGUCGCUAGGAGCGCCGUUCAAUGCGCACAGCCCACUGGACUCGCAUGUGCCCGGAGGCUUACCUGCUCUCAAGGCCAGGUGGCAAGCCCUCCUGCACCAGAUUCGCGUGUGUGACAGCAGCAACUACCUCAAGGCCUUUCAGGCAUCGGACGUGCUAGUGGUGGUCGGAUGGUCCUCUGACCUGCUGCCCUUCGCCCGCCGCAACAACAACAUCACCGUCGCUGCGCCUGCUGACGGCACCCUCCUCUUUGCCGACCUAUGGGCCGUGCCCGCUACAGCCCGCUACAACAUCCCCAAGGCUGCCUGGCGCAACCGCGGGCCCUCGCCACUCAUCGGGCAGUGGAUGAAGUUUUGCCUGCAGCCCGCCCGGGCAGUGCCCCUGGAGCGGGAAAUCUUCUCGGCCUUCUCCCCCACAGUCCUGCCCGACUGCCUCCCGCUGGCACCAAUGCUACCAGCUGACGACUCAAGCAUCAAUGCUGCUAGCACCAGCGGUAGCAGCACCAAGGGCAGCACCAGCCGCGCCACCAACACCAGCAACAGCAACACGAGCAGCAGCAGCAGCACCACCACCACCACUGCCACUGCCAGCAGCAGCAGCAGCAGCAGCAGUGCGCGUGGGUUACCAGCAGCGGGCAUCCUGGCAGCGAGUGAGUUCGUGGAGCCACUGGAUGGCGCCACACAGGCAGAGCUGAACCAAGUGCUGCUGGGGGACACGAAGGGGGGAGUGGCGGCACAGGGGCAGACGAUGCAGGGCCGGGUGAAGCAGGCGAUUGAGGCUGUUGGUUCGGCAUUGGAUAAGCUGAGGAAAAGAGGGUGA